Ornithorhynchus anatinus (platypus) is the source of this 1931-nucleotide messenger RNA. RefSeq names its product biotinidase (gene BTD). The transcript is spliced from 7 exons. NCBI's taxonomy places the organism in Eukaryota, Metazoa, Chordata, Mammalia, Monotremata, Ornithorhynchidae. The record is from RefSeq and is a predicted model, not a curated record. Gene Ontology annotation, molecular function: hydrolase activity, acting on carbon-nitrogen (but not peptide) bonds, in linear amides. The coding region runs from base 358 to 1902 and encodes 514 amino acids.
CGUCCAUUCCAAGCACUUCGUACAGUGCUCUGCACACGACUCCACAUAUCGUUAGAGUGUCCGGACACCCCCAGUUUUGGCAAGAGAGGCUCACUUUCUUUUCUUCAGGAGACAAGGAUGCUGGUGACGUGGAACGCAUGAUCGGCUCCUGAAAGGCUUCUUGUUUAGCACCAAACGUCGUUAAACUCCCUGACUGGAUGACAACUAACUCUGGGACUUGGUUACUCGUUACUGGACCGGCACUCUUGCUGCAACAUCUCCUCUACUCCUCUCCGCCCUCCCCACAAGAAGCUAAUAACCUAUAGCUUAGCUGAGAGACAGAUCUGAAGUACCUAAGAGAGAUUUGUGGCCCACGGUAUGUUUGGAGCCAGCUGCAAGCCUGCUCUCCUCCUCUUCUGUUAUUAUACGGUGUCCCUGGCAGCAGACACCGAAGAAGGACAUUAUGUUGCCGCUGUCUACGAGCAUCGACCUAUCCUGAGUCUUAACCCUAAAGCUCUUACUGAUCGGCAGUCUGCACUGCGGCUGAUGAACCAGAACCUCGACAUAUAUGAAGAGCAGGUGGUAACGGCAGCAAGAGAGGGUGUGCAGAUUAUAGUUUUCCCUGAAGAUGGCAUUCACGGAUUCAACUUCACCAGGAAGUCCAUUUAUCCAUUCUUGGAUUUUAUUCCAUCUCUUCAGUCUGGGCAGUGGAAUCCAUGCCGAGAACCUCAUCUCUUCAGUGAUACAGAGAUUCUCCAGCGCCUCAGCUGCAUGGCUAUAAAGGGCAAGAUGUUCCUGGUGGCUAAUCUUGGCACUAAGCAGCCCUGUGAGCAAAGCGAUCGUAGAUGCCCACCUGAUGGGAGAUAUCACUUCAAUACCAAUGUCGUGUUCGAUGAAAAUGGCACGCUGGUGGCCAGCUAUCGCAAACAAAACCUUUACUAUGAAUAUGGUUUUGACACCCCUCUUGAAGUUGAUCAUGCUACAUUUGACACACCCUUUGCGGGCAGAUUUGGCAUUUUCACCUGUUUUGAUAUUCUCUUCUUUGAGCCUACGGUGAGUCUUCUCACAGAGUAUGAUGUGAAACAUGUCGCGUAUCCUACUGCGUGGAUGAACCAACUCCCACUUUUGGCUGCGAUAGAGAUUCAACAAGCUGUUGCGCUUGCUUUUAAUGUCAAUGUUUUGGCUGCUAAUAUCCACCUCCCUUCCCUGGGCAUAACUGGUAGCGGCAUCUAUACCCCUUUAAAGUCUUUCUGGUACCACGAUAUGGAAAGUCCCGAAGGCAAACUCGUGAUAGCUCGGAUCCCUGCGAAUACCCCAGGUCGGGGCCUGACGGCAAAUAACACGAAUACGACGGAAGGAGUGGGUCGAUCUGAUGGGAACUUUGGAAAAUCCCCAAGUGAAUGGUGUGAGAGGGAGGAUCAAACAGCCCACUGUAGCGAGGCCCACAAAUGGAGCAAGGAUACACCCACAUUUAUCUCUGAAAUGAUGUAUGACAAUUUCACUUUUGUUCCCCUCUGGGGAAAUGAAGGCAAUCUCCAGGUCUGUACCAACUCCCUCUGUUGUUAUUUAAACUACCAGAGACCCGUGUCUUCCGGUGAAUUAUAUGCUCUAGGGGCCUUUGAUGGUCUGCACACGGUACACGGCACUUACUAUGUCCAGGCAUGUACACUGGUAAAAUGUGGUGGCCCUAGUUUUGACACAUGUGGACAAGAGAUUCCCGAGGCUACUGAUGUGAUAGAUUUUCACUUGUGGGGCAAUUUCAGUUCUUCCUACGUGUUUCCUUUAUUGUUGACUUCGGGUAUGACCCUGGAAUUCCCUGACCAUCUGGGCUGGGACAACAGUUAUUGUUUUAUAAAGAAAAAUGGAUUGUCUUCCGGUUUGGUGACAGCGGCUCUGUAUGGACGCUGGUAUGAGAGGGACUAAUAAAAUACGAGGAGGCUGUUGGGCAGGCA